Populus nigra (black poplar) is the source of this 3078-nucleotide messenger RNA. RefSeq names its product U-box domain-containing protein 44-like. Gene Ontology annotation, biological process: protein ubiquitination. The transcript has 4 exons. Lineage: Eukaryota; Viridiplantae; Streptophyta; Magnoliopsida; Malpighiales; Salicaceae. Gene Ontology annotation, molecular function: protein binding; ubiquitin-protein transferase activity. The record is from RefSeq and is a predicted model, not a curated record. The coding region runs from base 393 to 2846 and encodes 817 amino acids.
UAAAAAUGAAGACUCUUUCGUUUUGGUCAACCUUCUCUACUUUUAUGCCUCAUGAUCGUUUUCACUCAUUUCUUGUUUGGUUCUCCUUGUUGCCUUCUCCUUUCUUCUACUACCAUACUAUUCAAUUUCAAAAUAAUAAAUAAAGAAAGAAAAAAAUAUUUUUUUUUUACUUCCUCUCCCUCUCCCUCUCCCUCCUCUCUGUUUGGUACCAAUAUUAUUUUCCCAUUUCGAAUAAGAUAAAAGAAGAAAAAUAAUUGAAGUUGAAGCAACCUGCCCUUAUGGAUUGUCCAAUUCUUCUCGAGCUACUAGUUGAAUUGCAAACAACAAGGAGGGAAAAGGGUUUUUGGAAUAGCUGUUAAAUUGGAGACCUUUUGAUAAUUAACGGCGGAUAGAUGGCUGAAAGCUGGGAUGGAAGUUAUGGUCAUGGUAGCCAAUCGGAUGAAAGUUAUCAGUUUGAGAGACUCCAUGUAGAGCCUAUUUACGAUGCAUUUGUUUGCCCUUUAACAAAGCAAGUUAUGAGUGAUCCUGUCACCUUAGAAAAUGGUCACACUUUUGAACGCGAAGCGAUAGAGAAGUGGUUCAAGGAAUGCAGGGAGAGUGGAAGGAAGUUGGUUUGCCCUUUGACACAAAAAGAAUUGAGAAGCACAGAACUAAACCCCAGCAUGGCUUUGCGGAACACCAUUGAAGAGUGGACUGCUAGGAAUGAAGCUGUUCAACUUGAUACGGCAAGGAGAUCUCUAAACCCAGGCAGUCCAGAGAGUGAUGUUUUGCAUUCUUUGACGUAUAUACAAUACAUGUGUCAUAAGAGCCGGUCGAAUAAGAAUGCUGUGCGCAAUGCUGAUUUAAUACCUAUGGUUGUUGAAAUGUUGAAGAGUACCAGUCGUAGAGUCCGGUGCAAAGCUUUGGAAACGCUUCAGAUUGUGGUCGAGGAUGAUGCUGAUAAUAAGGCAAUACUGGCUGAGGGUGACAACGUGCGGACAAUAGUUAAGUUUUUGUCUCAUGAGCAAUCCAUAGAAAGGGAGGAAGCUGUCUCAUUGUUGCUUGAGCUCUCAAAAUCCGAAGCCUUGUGCGAGAAGAUUGGUUCAGUCAAUGGAGCAAUUCUCAUACUGGUUGGAAUGAUAAGCAGCAAAUCAGAAAAUCUUUCAACUGUUGAGAAAGCUGAUAAAACACUGGGAAAUCUGGAGAAAUGUGAAAACAAUGUACGGCAGAUGGCUGAAAAUGGCAGACUGCGACCUCUUCUGAAUCAAAUUCUUGAAGGCCCACCAGAAACUAAACUGUCUAUGGCUUCAUACCUGGGUGAGCUGGUCAUGAACAAUGACGUGAAAGUCCUUGUUGCAAGAACUGUUGGUUCAUCUCUAAUCAAUAUUAUGAGAAGUGGUAAUAUGCAGUCAAGAGAAGCUGCCUUAAAAGCUUUGAAUCAAAUUUCUUUUCACGAGGCAAGUGCCAAGGUUUUGAUUGAGGCCGGAAUUCUUCCUCCUCUUGUCAAAGAUCUCUUCACAGUCGGCACCAAUCAGCUUCCCAUGCGUCUCAAAGAGGUCGCGGCAACAAUUCUCGCCAAUGUUGUAAACUCAGGCGAUGACUUUGAUCUGAUUCCUGUUGGACCUGACCAUCACUCUCUUGUUUCAGAAGACAUGGUGCAUAACCUCCUCCAUCUAAUUAGCAACACUGGUCCAGCUAUUGAGUGCAAACUUUUGCAGGUUCUUGUUGGGCUGACUAGUUCUUCAUCUACUGUUUUAAAUGUUGUUGCUGCCAUUAAAAGCUCAGGAGCUAUCAACAGUUUGGUUCAGUUUAUUGAGGCUCCCCAGAGGGAUUUGCGUGUAGCUUCCAUAAAACUUCUCCAGAAAGUCUCUCCACAUAUGGGCCAGGAAUUAGCUGAUGCUCUCUGUGGCGUGGUGGGCCAGCUAGGAAGCCUUUUCAAAGUUGUAGCAGAAAACAUAGGAAUCACAGAAGAGCAGGCAGCUGCUAUUGGCCUUUUAGCUGAGCUCCCAGAGAGAGAUCUGGGCCUCACUCGGCAGAUGCUAGAUGAAAGCUCCUUUCCACUAAUCAUCUCCAGAGUGGUAAAGAUCCAACAGGGUGAGAUUAGGAGUGCCCGCUUUAUGACACCAUUUUUUGAAGGACUAGUACGGGUUCUAUCAAGGGUCACAUUUGUGUUGGCUGAUGAACCAGAUGCCAUUAAGCUCGCCCGUGAGUACAAUCUCGCAGCUCUUUUCAUCCAACUGCUUCAGUCCAACGGACUCGACAAUGUACAGAUGGUCUCUGCCAUGGCAUUAGAGAACUUGGCUCAAGAGUCCAAAAACUUAACAAGAUUGCCUGAGUUGCCGCCUCCUAAUUUAUGUGCCUCAAUCUUUUCGUGUUUUAGCAAACAGCCUGUCAUAACUGGAUCGUGCCGGCUCCACGGAGGAACAUGUUCCCUAAAAGAAACAUUCUGUCUUCUGGAAGGACAGGCUGUUGAGAAUCUGGUAGCUCUUUUAGAUCACACAAAUGAGAAAGUGGUUGAGGCAGCACUUGCAGCAAUCUCUACUUUGUUGGAUGAUGGGGUUGACAUUGAACAAGGGGUGGCGGUGCUGUGUGAGGCAGAGGGAGUUAGACCUAUACUUGAUGUUUUGCUGGAGAAACGGACAGAGAAUCUGAGAAGGAGGGCAGUUUGGGCUGCUGAGAGACUUUUACGAACUGAUGACAUAGCAUAUGACGUUUCUGGAGAUCCAAACGUGAGUACUGCACUUGUUGAUGCCUUCCAGCAUGCUGACUAUCGGACACGGCAGAUUGCUGAGCGUGCCCUGAAACAUGUCGAUAAGAUACCCAACUUCUCUGGCAUCUAUCCAAAUACAGGUCAGACCGCUUUCUGAUCCAGGAGCUGUAUGUAAUCCACCCUUUGUCCAGAGCCAUUUAUGGUUAUGGUAGCGUUAAGCUGCUGGUAGAUAUUGAUUUAAACCGAUUUCUCGUUUGUAGAGGAUUUUGAAAAUUUUCACUUCUUUUCUUUCUUAUUCCCCCCCCCCCCCCCCCCUUCUUUUCUUCCAUUUUUUAAUACGGUUGCAUGUAUUGUACUAGCACCAAGAGUGGGAUAUUGGUUAUUUUUCA